ACUAAAAAAAAGUUCAGAAUAACAGUGCUUUAACCAGCCUACAAGGUGAUUUCACGAAUUCUCGCCGAGUAAAGUACGCUACACGUCUACACACAAGGUUUAACGAGGAAGAGCAGGAGAAAAUGCUGCAGUUUCCGGCGUUCAUGACGCAGUUUCCGUCGUCGGAGCGGAUGAUUCCGGCGUCUCUUCUACUACAACACCAGUUAGCUAACGCCCAAAACGACGACGAACUUUUAGCCUUGGAAGAAUCCGAAUUCCUAGACAAGUGUAACGAAAUAAAAAAGUUAAAUAGCAGCGUAGUUGUGAUCGGGAAAACAAAGCUGGAUAAUGAUAAAGAAGAAAUUGACAAUGAUGCAGAAGACGACGAUGAUGCGGACAAUGCUGAAGAAUCAGAAGGUGAAUUCGAACAGGAAACUGCUUAGUAUUCUGCCAGGACUUGAAGACGACUGCAGGUACUUCUUGCUCGAUUUUCUAGUUUGGAGGAGCUUAUUGCGGCUUAGUAAAGUGUUCAUUCAUCAUUAAUCUUGUAUAGUAUGAAUAUCAAAGACCUUCUAAACAGCUUUCUUGAUCAAUCUGAAGUUUCUUGUCCCAAAUUGAAUGAUUUACAGUUCUAGUCUCAUGGUGUUUUUUCAGUGAUACUCAUUUGACAUUA
Messenger RNA from Spinacia oleracea (spinach), 652 nucleotides. RefSeq lists its product as uncharacterized. NCBI's taxonomy places the organism in Eukaryota, Viridiplantae, Streptophyta, Magnoliopsida, Caryophyllales, Amaranthaceae. Gene Ontology annotation, cellular component: anaphase-promoting complex. The record is from RefSeq and is a predicted model, not a curated record. The coding region runs from base 123 to 422 and encodes 99 amino acids. The transcript is spliced from 2 exons. Gene Ontology annotation, biological process: regulation of mitotic cell cycle spindle assembly checkpoint.